GGAGAGGAGCGACGAGCCGACGACUACAUUUACGGGGUCUCCCGGCGGCCCAGAGUCGUGGCUUACAGAAGAGAUGAAAUGUGGUCUGAAGGACGAUAUGACUAUGAAAGACUUCCAAGAGAACGAGUACCUCCUCGAAAUCACCCCAGUGAUGGCUACCAUAGAGUAGUUAAUAUUGUGCCAAAGAAACCAUCACUGCUAGACAGACCUGGUGAAGGAAGCUACAGUAGAUAUUACAGUCAUGUUGAUUACCAAGAAUAUGACGAGGGCCGCAGUUUUUCUCAUGAUCGAAGAAGUGGUCCACCUCACAGAGGAGAUGAAUCUGGCUAUAGGUGGACAAGAGAUGAUCAUUCUGCAAGUCGACAGCCUGAGUACAGGGACAUGAGAGAUGGCUUUAGAAGAAAAAGUUUCUAUUCUUCCCAUUACACGAGAGACCGGUCUCCUCAUAAAAGAGACACUCCUUUUUUCAGAGAAUCACCUGUAGGUCGGAAGGAUUCUCCACACAGCAGGUCUGGCUCCAGUGUCAGUAGUAGAAGCUACUCUCCAGAAAGAAGCAAAACGUACUCUUUCCAUCAAUCUCAACAUAGAAAGUCCAUCCGUGCUGGUGCCUCCUACAAACGGCAGAAUGAAGGAAAUCCAGAAAGAGGUAAAGAGAGACCUGUUCAGUCUUUGAAAACAUCAAGAGACACUUCACCCUCAAGUUCUUCAGCAGUUCCUCCAUCAAAGGUGUUAGACAAACCCAGUAGGCUAACUGAAAAGGAACUUGCUGAGGCUGCAAGCAAGUGGGCUGCUGAGAAGCUAGAGAAGGCAGAUGAGAGUAACUUACCUGAAAUUGAGUAUGAGGCAGGAUCCACAGCACCAUUGUUUAUUGAGCAGCCAGAGGAACCUGAGUCAAAUGCAGCAGAUGGCAUAGAAUUAUUUGAAGACAGUCAACUAAGCAGUCGCUCUAAAGCAAUAGCAUCAAAAACCAAAGAGAUUGAACAGGUUUACCGACAAGACUGUGAAACUUUCGGGAUGGUUGUGAAAAUGCUGAUUGAAAAAGAUCCUUCAUUAGAAAAGUCUGUACAAUUUGCGUUGAGACAGAAUUUACAUGAAAUAGGUGAGCGAUGUGUUGAAGAACUCAAGCAUUUCAUUGCAGAGUAUGACACCUCUAGUCAAGAUUUUGGAGAGCCUUUUUAGAAAAUUACUCGCUCAGGCAACAAAAAUGUCUCUAGGGGUUUGUUUGUUUUUUUCCCCUGGAUUGUGUAAAUCCUUAAUAUAUGGAAUUUUUGUGAUGAAGAGAAAAUACUUUGAUAGUUGACUACAUUUCCAAUGUCAAGAAACAUCUAAAAUAGUCUAAGAUAUUUUAAUUAGCAUUUUUAAAAUCUACAUGUAGAGCCUCAUAAUCCAUAUUUCUCUUUUUCCCCCCUAAAAUGAUGGGUCAGUUAAUUUUUCAAGCUUUGAAAAAGCAGUCCUGGAGAACAGCUCAUGUUCUAUUGUCUUCUAUAGUAUGCGAUCAUUUGUUUUGGUCACACUAGUGUAAUUUAUUAGGUUAGAGAUCAUUCCACUUAAAACAUUUAUGGUCUUUUUGCAUUUCAUAGUCAGUGUUACCAUGUGAAAAUGUUAGAAUUCUGAGUUGUGAUUUUAUUGACUUGUUUCUUGCUUAUUUUAGGCUUUGUAACUUUUAUUAUGUUCAAGUAUACCAUCCAAAUAAACUGAAUACUUAAGCGUCUACAGAAUAUUUGCUUUGAGAUUCUCAUUGUGAUAAAAUACAGCACUUAAAUCUCAAAAAGACCUCAUAAUAAAAUCCUAUUUUCCAAGUAAAUGAACUCAAUGUUUUGUGUUAAAAUAAUCCUGAAACUCCUAACCAUUCUCACAGAUAUGAGUCUUAAACAAUAUCAUAUACAAGAAAGAGAAGGGACAGUUUGAAAUAAGAGAGCUCUUUUCAAGUUGAAGUUUCUUUAGAAUCUUCUAAUUGAAAGAGAAAAAUUUAGAAUAUGAGGGAGUAGUACAGGAGUUUUUUUCCCCAGGCCCAUAUUUUUCAUCUCAAAGAAGGUCCCUGAUAAUAUAUCCAUAAUCAAACCAUUUAUAGAUUAUGCCUUUGUUAACCUCUGUUUGUAGUCUUAAGAUCUUUGUUCUGAUGCCCUUUUUAGGGGUCCUCAAAAGUGUCCUUUAAAGAAACAAAGCAGAGUAGGCAGUAAAUCCAGCACAAUUACCCCUCACCAAGCAGUCUAUGUAAACAGUUCUUCAUGAGUGAGCCAUCCAAAUCACGAGUUAACUGGGACCAUUAGGAUAUUCCACUCAUUUCCUGAUCCCUUCCAGCUGACCAGUGGCAUUUAGCCAAAAUAUGUAUUUGUGUGGCAUUAGGAAACCUUAAAAAUCAUGCUUGUUAUUACUACCCAGUUUCAUUAUCCCCCCAUCCUCUUUCCAUUUCCAUUCUCUUCUCACUUAAAUUCUGGUGUUAUCUUUAGUGGCCUAUAUUGAUAAUAUCUAAAGAGCUACUCCAGAAGAGAUAAAAAUUAU
Molecule: messenger RNA, 2502 nt
Organism: Odobenus rosmarus divergens (Pacific walrus)
Lineage: Eukaryota; Metazoa; Chordata; Mammalia; Carnivora; Odobenidae
Gene: PPHLN1
Product: periphilin 1
Exons: 10
Coding region: 79-1179 (366 amino acids)
Biological process (GO): negative regulation of gene expression, epigenetic; protein localization to heterochromatin; negative regulation of DNA-templated transcription
Cellular component (GO): nucleoplasm
Source: RefSeq, a predicted model, not a curated record